AUGGGUGAUGUUCGGAACACAGUAAUAAAUCGUUCGAGCUAUACGGGUUCAGUGCGGAAGGACUAUGCUGAAGAGGUGGCAAAACGAAGAGCAGUUCUACAACAAAAAAUAGAAGAGAGACAGAAAUUGGCGAGAAAACUGCAAGAUGAAAAAAUGGCUCGGGCUGUCGCCCAAAAGGAAGAGCUUCUACUGAAACAGCGGAAAGCUCAACAACGGGAAAUGUUGCGAGCAAAAGCGGUUUUGGAUCGUCGUACUCAAAUUUUGGCAGAAAAAGAGAGGGAGAAGAAGGAGGCUAUGUUAACGAAAGCGCGUGAAUUGGCGCCGUGUCUUACAUCACAAUAUAAAUCACGAGCAACAUACGCGUUCGGUAGCAGUACGCCUCGUGAAUUGGAAUAUUUGACCCAUCUCACUAAAGAGCAAAAGGUAUAUGAUCGCAAACUCAUGCCUUCUGAUCGUAAUAUAGCUGCACCGUCUGGUUCGUCUAGUCAUUCAACACUGACACCAACCUAUGACUUACGUAAUUAUACCGGGGCUUCAAUAACAGGAAGCUUGUGUAUUGCCCGAUCAGAGUUAAAGACAUGCCACAAGCUUAUAUCAAAUUGCAUGACUCAGUCUAUGAUGACUGCACCAAAACCAAUCAACACGGUGAAAUUCGGCCAAAAACCCGUUCAUCGUCAGUCAGUGAUACAGCGUCCAAUAGCUGCUACAAAGACAACAUCAUCCAUAGUGACUGAAAUGCCGAUUAAAACAGAGAAGCCUGUUCAAAAGCAUGUUCCUCCACUGUAUGUACAGAGAUCUCGAAUUGUGCAGUCUAAACCUGAGACAGAAAUUCAUUCUUUGAAAACGAAGCCAGGACUACUACAUAAGUCUGCUGAACUGAAAAUUAAUAAUGAAGCCAAAGCCGAAGCUGUAAUGAAUAAAUCACCAAGUGAUGAUAUGAGUAAAGCAACCAUAAUUAUGGGAAAUGAUGACAUCGAAGUUCAAGAUGACAUAGCUAUUACUAGAAAUAAUAUAGAUAUAAAAGAAGUCGUAAAUUUAGUUCCUGACAUUAACAGAAUUAAAAAGUCAAAUGAGAAAUGCGUUAUGGUGGGAGUUCCUGAUGAGGAAGAGAGAACGAAAAAUGUCGGCUAUGUAUCUGAAGUUGUGGAAAGCGAUAUACUGGAUGGUAAUGCUAUGAAAGAGAAGAUAAUUCUUGAUGUUGCGUUAGAUUGCAAAACAGAAGCUACAACCGCUAAAGAUGCUCCUUUGUUUGAUCUUUCAUUAGAAAACGAUGGUAAUUCUAUGAAUGAGGCGAAAACGGACACUGCAGUUAUGAUGGUUAAUGUGAAGAGAACCCAACUGCAGCGUGUUGUGAAAGUAUCAGGUAUAAAUCGAGUGUAUCCAGAUUUAUCGGAAGCUGAAUUUGUUAGUGACGAACAAGAGGAAAUGGCAAACGCAGUGAAGGUUUUCGUAGAGAAAGAAUCAUUGGUUGCAGAUGAAAAUCUUCCUGAAACUGGAGAGAACAGUAAACAGGAGAAGGUAGCCAUUCGAAAACCUUACGAGAUAGUGGAAGAUAAUGAAGAAAGUGAUAUGUCUACCACUGAAACCAGCAAAUUUGACAAAGAAGAGUUUGAAUCAUUGGCUCAGAACAAGUCGAAACUGAGUGCAAACGGAAUAGAAACUAUUACAGAAGAUUUGAAAUUGGUAGGAGAGAAAAAUUCAGUGGAAGAAAGGCGUCGAAUUCAAGACGAACUUUUAGAGAGGGAACAACGUGAGCGUGAAGUGCGCAAAGCUAAGUUAGUUUCUAUUAUGAGCCGAACACGUGGUGGUGCACCUUCAAUGGCUGUAAUUCCGCCAGUUCUGCAUACUGAUAAUUCUGAGAUUGAAUCUCUAAAACAUAGGGCUGACAUUUCUUUAUCAAGUGAAUGCACACCAGUGAAAAGUGUUCUCAGUCAUACUACAGCUUCUGUUCUGCAGAAACUAGCUACAACGAACCCCAAAUUGUUGUCUGUGCUGCAACGCAAUGGCUCGAAUCGAUCAUUAGCUGAUGAGUUGUCUGCAGCUGAUCCGUCGAUGUCAGUAACACUUCCAGGUCAACCUGUUGAUUCGAUUGUAAGCCGCGAAGGUUCUACUACAAUACGGCACUUGCCCUUCGAGCCCGAUAUUAAUCAUCGACCUGUUGCUAUGAAAUAA
Brugia malayi is the source of this 2172-nucleotide messenger RNA. RefSeq lists its product as uncharacterized. Bases 1 to 2172 code for a protein of 723 amino acids. Lineage: Eukaryota; Metazoa; Nematoda; Chromadorea; Rhabditida; Onchocercidae. The transcript has 10 exons. The record is from RefSeq and is a predicted model, not a curated record.